Molecule: messenger RNA, 1779 nt
Organism: Prunus armeniaca (apricot)
Lineage: Eukaryota; Viridiplantae; Streptophyta; Magnoliopsida; Rosales; Rosaceae
Source: the annotation of a GenBank genome assembly
AUGUCCAAACAGACCACCUAUAGAGUGUGUUUCUGCUUCCAGCGACGGUUCAAGCUCGCCAUAUCGGAAGCACCGCCGGAGAUCAAGGCCUUGUUCGAUCAGUACUCGGAGAAUGACGUCAUGACCGUCGAUCACCUCCAUAGGUUCUUGACCGAAGUCCAGAAAGAAGAGAAGGCCACCAAGGAGGAAGCUCAGGCUACCAUCGACCAUUGCCUCCGCGAGCUCAAGCACCUCAGCAUCUUCCACCGCAAGGUUCUCAAUCUCGAAACCUUCUUCAAGUACCUCUUCGGCGACAUCAAUCCCCCUCUCUCGCCCUCCAUUGGGGUUCAUCAUGAUAUGAGCGCGCCUCUGUCGCAUUAUUUCAUACACACAGGGCACAAUUCAUAUCUGACUGGGAACCAGCUGAGCAGUGACUGCAGUGAUGUUCCUAUCAUACAAGCGCUUCAUAGAGGAGUGAGGGUGAUUGAGUUGGAUAUUUGGCCUAAUUCCGCAAAGGAUGAUGUGGAUGUACUUCAUGGAGGGACAUUGACUACACCAGUGCAACUUAUCAAGUGUUUGAAGUCUAUUAAGGAACAUGCCUUUGUUGCAUCUGAAUACCCUGUUGUAAUAACUUUAGAAGACCAUCUUACCCCUGAUCUUCAAGCUAAAGUCGCUCAGUUGGUUACUCAAACAUUUGGAGACAUGCUGUUUUCACCUGGCUCAGAGUGCCUGAAAGAAUUUCCAUCCCCAGAAUCACUAAAGAAAAAGAUUAUUAUAUCGACCAAACCACCUCAGGAAUAUCUCGAGGCAAAAGAUGCUGUGAAAAGUGAAAAUGAUCCGAAGAGCGGAAAAACCCAAGUUGAUGAGGAAGCUUGGGGUCAAGAAGUACCGGAUCACAAAGGUGCAAUUGUGGCAGAUGACAAGCAGGAUGAAUUGGAUGAAGAUGAUAGCAACGGUGAGGAAGAUAAUGAUAAGUCCCCACAACAUGUAGCACCCGAAUAUAAGCGUUUAAUUGCCAUUCAUGCUGGGAAACCCAAAGGUGGAUUGUUGGAGUGUCUCAAAGUAGAUCCUGAUAAAGUGCGGCGUCUUAGCUUAAGUGAGCAACAGCUUGAAAAGGCAUCAGAAGUUUACGCAAAGGAAAUUGUCAGAUUUACCCAGAGGAAUAUUCUGAGGGUGUACCCAAAGGGCAUACGCGUUGACUCAUCGAACUACAACCCAAUGAUUGGGUGGUCUCAUGGGGCCCAAAUGGUUGCAUUUAAUAUGCAGGGAUAUGGAAGAUCACUGUGGGUGAUGCAAGGAAUGUUUAGAGCCAAUGGUGGGUGCGGCUAUGUGAAAAAACCGGAUUUUCUGUUGAAGACUGGUCCACAUAAUGAGGUCUUCGAUCCUAAAUAUAAGUUACCAGUUAAAACAACUUUGAAGGUAAAAGUAUAUAUGGGAGAAGGAUGGUUUUAUGAUUUCAAGCACACACACUUUGAUGCAUAUUCGCCCCCAGAUUUUUAUGCAAGGGUAGGGAUUGCGGGAGUUGCUGCUGAUACUGUGAUGAAGAAGACAAAGACCCUAGAGGACGACUGGAUUCCAGCUUGGGAUGAGGAAUUUGAAUUCCCAUUAACUGUUCCAGAACUCGCCGUGCUUCGUAUUGAAGUUCACGAGUAUGACAUGUCAGAAAAGGAUGACUUUGGAGGUCAAACGUGCCUACCGGUGUCGGAGCUAAGAAAAGGGAUUCGAGCGGUCCCCUUACAUAGCCGUAAGGGAGAAAAGUACAAAUCUGUAAAGCUUCUAAUGCACUUCGAAUUUGUGUGA